Arvicola amphibius (Eurasian water vole) is the source of this 399-nucleotide messenger RNA. It is a transcript of the gene Qrfp, whose product is annotated as pyroglutamylated RFamide peptide. Bases 1 to 399 code for a protein of 132 amino acids. Gene Ontology annotation, molecular function: orexigenic neuropeptide QRFP receptor binding. The transcript has a single exon. NCBI's taxonomy places the organism in Eukaryota, Metazoa, Chordata, Mammalia, Rodentia, Cricetidae. The record is from RefSeq and is a predicted model, not a curated record.
AUGAGGAGCCUCCGCUCUUUGCCUUACCUCCUCUUGCUGCCACUGAGUGCCUGCUUUCCCCUGCUGGACAGAACGGGACCUGCAGACGUCGGUGAUGUCAGAGCCAAGAUGAGCAGGGUCCACCUGCCUGAGGGACGCAGACCCCACUCAGUGCGAGGUCCUUCCCCGUGGCCGAGAGUACCACAGCCACAGGCCUUGCUUGUGGUGGCCAAGGAACUGCAGGCCUCACGCAGGGAACACACCGGCUUCCGCCUAGGGAGGCAGGAUGGCAGCAGCCAGGCUGCAGGGUUCCUGCCUACUGACUCACAGAAGGCCAGCGGCCCCCUGGGGACCCUGGCAGAGGAGCUCAGCAGCUAUAGCAGGAGGAAGGGAGGCUUCAGCUUUCGCUUUGGCCGGUGA